This is a messenger RNA of Dreissena polymorpha, 1819 nucleotides long. RefSeq lists its product as uncharacterized. Bases 183 to 848 code for a protein of 221 amino acids. The record is from RefSeq and is a predicted model, not a curated record. The transcript has 8 exons. Lineage: Eukaryota; Metazoa; Mollusca; Bivalvia; Myida; Dreissenidae.
UUGUAAUAGGAUUUACAUUCAGCUAUAACUCAGAGGAUCUGUUAAACGACGUCUAUCCGAUAGACGGCGUCUUCUCACCACAGCCCCUAGACGGCCGCUUGACGCCCCAGACACCGUUGCAAGGGUCCCAGAGAACCGGAAGUGCGACUAAAGUGCGACCCCAGAGUCGCGCACACUCGAGGAUGGACGUUGGUGUACAGGAUUUCUACAAUACUCCGCCCAUACAUACAGAGAAAAAGGUCCGGCCGCUGCCAUUCGAGACCCAGUACAACUACGCGAUACCCGACACGGGAGCCAGGCCCACGUCCCCAGUGAUGCGCCUCCUAGAGCGGGCUCAUACCCAGCCCUUCAUGAGCCUCCAGGGCCCAUCCACCGGGCCGGAAAUGGACCCCAUCACGCGCCAGUAUUACCACCGGCUGUGGAAAUCGCAGAGCCCUGGUGAAUCUGUUAAUGUCAACCGCUACGGUAGAGCCGGUGGGGUGUGGCGGCACGUGCGCGCAUGCGUGGCGAAUACCGGAACACAGCUGGCGUUCAUAGACGGGACUGUGAAAGAGGAAGACAAUGUGUAUUUCCCGCCUUGGAAUAAAAGCGGCGGACAGAGUGCAUACACGAAUUAUCGGCCCUUAAACUGGAACCGAGGCGUGCCGAAGACACAAAAGUCAUUGCCGCCCAAAUCUGCGACCUACCGAAACUCGUUCAAUUCGCACGCGAAAAGCGGGUUUAAAUAUUGGUACCAAGAACCGAAGCCUAUAGAUUACUCGGCCAAGUAUUGUUUUGGCGCCAAGGGCCGCUGGUUGGGCCUGCAGGGGGAGGCCCUGCAUCCUGUAGGAUGUUACUUUAUUGAGUGAGAGGACCCACCACCAGAAUACGAGCCCGGAUCGUCGGGAACGGCUACUGAGGAAGCCCCGCCCCGUCCUUUCAUCUACAACCACCCCUCGCCCUCUUAGCGUAGCAAUCUUCACAGAGCCUCGCAACAUUUCGUCACAUUAAAGCAACAACUCUAUAAAGCCUUAUAUUUUGCAUCGCAUAUAUGGAGUUAUUGCUUUAACGUGGGGAAAUCUCACAGUACACUUUGCUUAUGGCUUAUUUUUCAGUAUUAUAUAUAAAAAAGACUUGAAUAUUACGGACAACGUUUAUUGCAUGUACAGUGCCGGAUUAGAAAUGUAGAGGCAGUGAAACUUCUGGGUUCCAGGCCCUAGUUGGUCUAGUGCCUGCUAGAACGCCAGUGCCAAUCGAUUUCAUUGUUUUAAAUUAACAUUCAAGCGCCAAAAACUCGCACGGCAUAGAAUGUGACAAUAUCCUUUAUAGAUAUAUUAUGUCAUUAUAAUACCGUAUAUUACAUUCUCUUUUUAAAUUACGAGUUUCGAACCUUCACACAGCGGAACCUAACAUUGAUAUAAAAUAAUGUGCUUGUCAAUUCAUUAAAUAAUGCUAAGUAAGAACGUACAACAAUUCUUUUGUCGCAGUCUAACGGGGCCCCUUUAAAGUCGCGGGUCCCAUAUGCAUCGGCCUAAAGGGUAAUCCGAGACUGUGCAUGUACAUACACGCACUGUUCGUUCGGCGGAAACCAGAACACUUUUUCAGCUUGACAGCCUUGUUGUAAGGUUUGAACUUAAUAGCGCAAUAAUAUAAUUUUAGGUAAAUACUUUAGUAUUGUCAAUGUUAAUAAUGCAGUUUCACGUGGCUUUCGAACUGUUUAAUUUUUAUUGAUUAAUUAAUUUAAAUGGAUUUAUAUAUUUUUUUAUAUAAAAUACUGUUUGUUAAUAUUAAUGCCCAUUCUGUAUUGCCUUUCUCUGCACGCGGACAUCGACGUAUGUCG